This is a messenger RNA of Sphaeroforma arctica JP610, 1236 nucleotides long. RefSeq lists its product as hypothetical. The transcript is spliced from 5 exons. Gene Ontology annotation, molecular function: corrinoid adenosyltransferase activity. NCBI's taxonomy places the organism in Eukaryota, Ichthyosporea, Ichthyophonida. The record is from RefSeq and is a predicted model, not a curated record. Bases 228 to 857 code for a protein of 209 amino acids.
GUUCUUCGGGUUUCGUCUUUCGACUUCACAAGUUCGCGAGUCACUUUCGACUUCUUCACUCUCUCUAUGUUUGGUUUACACGACAUUUAUUUAUUGAUUUCAUGCAGAUAUUCGACUACAAUAUUUAGUUUGAUUUCAUAUUCGUAUUUUAGAAGCGAUUUUAAAUCUCUUGUGUGAUUCACGUACACGCUACAAACUAAAUAGAGAGAGAUUUGAAGAGAGCAAGAAUGUCCGAAAAGUUCAGUGACCCUAAAUUCACCAUCAACAAGGUGUAUACCCGCUCUGGCGAUGAGGGUAUGACAAGCCUUGUGGGCGGCAACCGCGUGCAGAAGGAUGAUGUGCGCAUAGAGUGCUACGGCACGCUGGACGAACUGAACGCGUUCGUGGGAUCUACAAUACAAUCCAUCAAAGUCGAUAUGAAGAGUGUGCCUGACGCUCAGGCUGACCUCGUUGACAUGCUGGUCAAAGUACAACACCAUCUGUUCAAUGCGGGCUCAAUCUUAGCAACCAUGCCAGAGGACGUGCACCCUAAACAGCCACAGAUCGAGGACGUUGACAUUGAGGAUCUGGAACGAGACAUUGAUAUGUGCAACGAUACACUGCCUGAUCUCAAGUCAUUCAUCUUACCCGGGGGCUGUCGAGCGAACACUGACAUGCAUGUGUGUCGUACAGUCUGUCGCAGAGCGGAAAGGUCCAUUGUUGCACUCAACCGCGAAGAAAAUGCAGGGGUGCCACCCGCCGUGAUCAAAUACGUUAACCGCCUGAGCGAUGCAUUCUUUGUGUGGGGGCGGUGGUUGUGUGUGCAGAUCGAUGUGGAUGAGAUGGUGUGGAACCCUAACGUCACCAAGACCUCAUAGUCUUCCUUGGGGUGGUAUAAUCUCCCUUGGAGUGGCAUAGUUUCCCUUGGAGUGAUAGUCUCUCUUGGUGAGGUGAUAUAGUUAGAUGGUCGCGUGCUGAGUGGCGAGUGGUAGUACUGGAACGGCCGUCUUGUGUGAGGACUACGUCUGGCUUUAAGUGUGUUAGUGGGGUACGCUCUAUUGUGUACGUCUGGCUUUAAGUGUGUUAGUGGGGUACGCUCUAUUGUGUACGUCUGGCUAUAAGUGUGUAAGUGGGGUACGCUCUAUUGUUUAUCUGGCUAUAAGUGUGUAAGUGGGGUACGCUCUAUUGUUUAUCUGGCUAUAGGUGUGUUAGUGGGGUACGCUCUAUUGUUUAUCUGGCUAUAGGUGUGUUAGUGGG